Messenger RNA from Eurypyga helias (sunbittern), 1358 nucleotides. Its product is annotated as coagulation factor X. Gene Ontology annotation, molecular function: calcium ion binding; serine-type endopeptidase activity. The annotation marks the transcript as partial. Gene Ontology annotation, cellular component: extracellular region. Gene Ontology annotation, biological process: blood coagulation; proteolysis. NCBI's taxonomy places the organism in Eukaryota, Metazoa, Chordata, Aves, Eurypygiformes, Eurypygidae. The record is from RefSeq and is a predicted model, not a curated record. The transcript has 7 exons.
UAUUCAUCAAGAAAGAAAAUGCUGACAAGUUCCUGGAAAGAACAAAACGUGCUAACUCCUUUCUGGAGGAACUGAAGAAAGGGAAUAUCGAAAGAGAAUGCAAUGAGGAGCGCUGCUCGAAAGAAGAAGCAAGAGAAGCCUUUGAAGACCAGGAGAAAACGGAGGAAUUCUGGAACAUCUAUGUAGAUGGGAACCAGUGCAGCUCAAAUCCUUGUCACUAUGGUGGACAUUGUAAAGAUGGAAUUGGUUCCUACACUUGCUCAUGCUUGGAUGGUUAUCAAGGCAAGAACUGUGAAUUUGUCAUACCAAAGUACUGCAAAAUAAACAAUGGUGACUGUGAGCAGUUCUGCAGCAUCAAAAAAAGUGUGCAGAAGGAUGUUUUGUGUUCCUGUGCCAAAGGGUAUGUUCUAGCAGAGGAUGGGAAGCGCUGUGUUUCAUCAGUAAAGUAUCCUUGCGGAAAAGUUUUUGUGAAAAGAAGAAAAAGGUCGAUUAUUCUACCUGUGGAUAAUAGCAAUGUAACUAGUGAUCAGGAUGUCCCUCCCACAAAUGGAACGGUUUUGGAGGAGGACUUUGUUACUACCACAGAAAGCCCAACUGUCCGUCCUGGCAAUGGGACAAGUAGCAAGACUCCGUAUGUCAAUACCAGGAUAGUAGGUGGUGAUGAGUGUCUUCUUGGAGAGUGUCCAUGGCAAGCUGUUCUGUUAAAUGAGGCAGGGGAAGAGUUUUGUGGUGGAACCAUUUUGAAUGAAAAUUUUAUACUUACUGCAGCUCAUUGCAUGAACCAAUCUAAAGAAAUCAAAGUUGUUGUUGGUGAAGUGGACAGAGAAAAGACAGAACAGUCUGAAACAAUGCAUACCGUAGACAAAAUACUUGUUCACUCUAAAUACAUCGCCGAGACGUACGAUAAUGACAUAGCCUUGAUAAAGCUGAAGGAACCUGUAACGUUUUCCGAGUACGUUAUCGCAGCGUGCCUCCCCGAAGCAGACUUUGCCAAUGAAGUUCUGAUGAACCAGAGAUCUGGGAUGGUUAGUGGCUUCGGGCGUGAAUUUGAAGGCGGACGACUAUCCAAAAAACUGAAAGUGCUGGAAGUCCCCUAUGUCGAUAGGAGCACUUGCAAGCAAUCCACUAACUUUGCAAUAACAGAAAACAUGUUCUGCGCAGGUUAUGAAACAGAGCAGAAGGAUGCUUGCCAAGGAGACAGUGGAGGCCCUCAUGUCACCAGAUACAAGGAUACUUACUUCGUUACUGGAAUCGUUAGCUGGGGAGAGGGAUGUGCAAAGAAAGGCAAAUAUGGUGUCUAUACCAAGCUGUCCAGGUUCUUACGCUGGGUAAGAACGGUCAUGAGACAGAAUUUUUAG